Messenger RNA from Mucor mucedo, 737 nucleotides. RefSeq names its product Rof/RNase P-like protein. Gene Ontology annotation, molecular function: ribonuclease P RNA binding. Lineage: Eukaryota; Fungi; Mucoromycota; Mucoromycetes; Mucorales; Mucoraceae. Gene Ontology annotation, biological process: rRNA processing; tRNA 5'-leader removal. The record is from RefSeq and is a predicted model, not a curated record. The transcript is spliced from 4 exons. The coding region runs from base 11 to 667 and encodes 218 amino acids. Gene Ontology annotation, cellular component: ribonuclease P complex; ribonuclease MRP complex.
AUUUUCAAUCAUGGAGAAAGCUGCUAGUGUAUAUCAGCCGUUACCCGGCAGUAGCAGCAACAAAAUUGGAACAGCUGGAGUGAAAGAGUUUGUAGGAGGGUUUAUUAAACCCACGUCCAAUGUGGAUACAGUGAUAGACAAGAUGAAGCCAGUGCAUGUGGAUCGAUCCAACACAUUUAUCAAGGAAACAGAUAAAAAGGCCUUGAAGAAGAAACUGAGAAAUAAGAAGGAAGGCAGGCUUACGGCAAGAGAGAAACGACGAUUGAAAGUGUAUGAUAUACCCAAAGAAGCCCAUCAGUAUCAUCUGUUUCAGCCAUUGGGUGAAUUAUGGCAAGGUUACAUGGAAAAACUACUGUUGCAGGGUACAGCUAACUUUGAGCAAAAGUUGAUCAAGGCAGAUUUUCAUGGCGCACCCUUUACAGUCAUUCAGAGCACAAAUCCAUCGUAUGUGGGCACAUCGGGAUUAGUGGUGCAGGAGACUUUGUCCAUGUUUAAGAUCAUUACAAAAGAUAAUAAGCUGAAGCAAAUACCCAAAAAUAGCAGUAUAUUUAAUGUACAUGUGAACCAAAUUAAAAAGGACUUUACAGUCUAUGGUCAACAAUUAGUUGCACGUCCAUCCGAAAGAGCCGCCAAGAAAUUCAAACCAAAACCAUCCAUUGAUCUUUAGUAUUUUGAUAAUUAAAAAAAAAAAGUUAUUAUUUAUAGAGUAUCGAGUGUGUGUGUGUGUGUGUGUGUGU